Leptinotarsa decemlineata (Colorado potato beetle) is the source of this 261-nucleotide messenger RNA. RefSeq lists its product as uncharacterized. The record is from RefSeq and is a predicted model, not a curated record. Lineage: Eukaryota; Metazoa; Arthropoda; Insecta; Coleoptera; Chrysomelidae.
GCUAGACGUGAAGGGAUGCAAACAAAACAUCUCAUCCAACAUUCCGACACGUAACAGAAGUUCUUCGAAUGCAUUUCAGCUUGCACCUUAUACAUCAACAUCUCCUCGGGGAAUCCUGGAGCGUCGUCCUUCACAGACAUUGGCAUCGACCUUGAAAAUAGUUCGUUCUGUCUCACGAGAAAGCGUGCGAUCUAUCCAUCAUUGUACAUGUCCAUGUCUUAACGCACCGGGAUUUUUCGAAAACCAUCAGGAACCUUCAUU